Athalia rosae (coleseed sawfly) is the source of this 6182-nucleotide messenger RNA. Its product is annotated as protocadherin Fat 4-like. Gene Ontology annotation, biological process: homophilic cell-cell adhesion. Gene Ontology annotation, cellular component: plasma membrane. The transcript is spliced from 31 exons. Lineage: Eukaryota; Metazoa; Arthropoda; Insecta; Hymenoptera; Athaliidae. Bases 899 to 5893 code for a protein of 1664 amino acids. Gene Ontology annotation, molecular function: calcium ion binding. The record is from RefSeq and is a predicted model, not a curated record.
AGGUCAUCGGAACUUCUCGGAUAAUUUUUCCAGACGAACCGGCAUCGAUCGCCGCAUCGGCAUGAUGAAACUAGAGAGUUGAAUCAGGACAAAAUAGUGUGCGACGAAGAUGUGAGAAACUACUUUUAUUGAUCCGCAAUGAUAUGUAUUUCUACUAGUUAAUUGGCCUGAGGUUAUCAUACCCAGACGUUUUCAUUGCAUUCAAAGUCCAGGAUAUUUUCAUCCUUCGGCGAACGCCUGACUCCAACUGUACGACUCUCAACGGUAUUUAUCAUAGCAAUUAUAAAAGUUUGCAAAGAAAGGAAAAACACGAGACGACCCGUUAUGCUAACGAACAGAUGAGAAUUACUUCUGAUUAGCAACGUUCGUUGAAACAAUUCGAAAAAAAACUCAUCCUCGUGGAAAAUUUGCGAAAUUAACGUGUCAGGUUGAUGGCUGCAUAUUGCCGAUUGAUGCGUCGGGAUGCGAAAAAAAAAUCAAACAGCUCCUCGACAAACAGCGAUUGGGGAUAUUGAGCUAUGAUCGAUGACCGGAACUCAAUAAUGUGCCACGUCCCGUGAUUCUAUGUUCUUUGGCGAUAAAGAUAACCCCUGACUAGCUCGUUUUCACCUUGAAUCAUGCUAUCAUCGAUAUCAAAAAACGCUGGAACGAAUAUCAAAGCUUUGUUCUACUAGUAGCAUCCCCGCGUUAUCGCCGCAUCCUGCGAGUGCUAUCGAUAAUAUUGUUAGUCACAGUGAGCGUGCCAAUCAAGCCGUAACUACCAGGUGUCCACGAGUUCCGAUAUUGAAUAUUUGGAUACCCUAACUGCUGAGAUUUUAUCCAAGGAGUUUCGCUAAGACUAAUUCUCGCUAUUACGAUCAGCGUUGGAACGUCGCAUAAAUCAUUGGUCUCGAAGAUUAUGGCGGCCGAAGUGCAUCUCGGUCUGCUCAUAAGCCUCACCUUUUUUUUCGGUUCGACGACAGCCGAAUGGGGUACACCGCCAUUCCUAGCACCGGAUAUUGUCGAUGAAGCUCUGGAAUUCAUCGGCUACAAUGAUUUCCAAGAUCAAACAAACAUUCGAUUGAAGGAAGAAGUCACGUACAACGUGACCAUCGCGCAGUUUAAUUACGUCGGGACUGAUACCCCGGUUUUGGGCACAUUCGAUGACAACAAAAGCAAUCUUUUUCUCGGAGCUGUGAUCGAAAAAGAUUUAUCCGGCGUAUGGCAGCUGGUGGUUACCAAGACUCAAGAUUAUGAGGUGGAUGCCAUGCAAAGCUACAGAUUUCGGGUGGCAGCUGGCGGCGAGACUCGUAGAAUUGCCCUCAACGUUGUUAACGUCGACGAUAAUGCCCCCGUCAUCCAAGCGGACUCGCAAAGCUGUUCCGUUGAGGAAAAUUGGAGCGGACGGACGAAAUGCUCUUUUCGAAUCAGCGAUGCCGAUGGUGACAUCGAUCGUGUUACCUUCGAGAUAAUAGCGUCCCCCACGAGUGGGACCGGAAGCUUCAGCAUGGCAAAGGAGUAUCUGAGUUGGACGACCAGAGAAAUGAUCGGUUACUUGCAAGUUGACAAAAAUUUUGAUUAUGAAACGAUAACUAUGUACUUGCUCCAGAUAGUCGCAGAGGACGGAGAAGGUAACCGAGGCAAUACUUCUUACGUGGUACAAGUAAUCGACAGGCCAGACGAACCGCCAGUAUGGACGAAUAUGUUUUCGGCAACGAAUAUAUUCGAGAAAUCAACCAACCAUUUCGAGGUGUCCGCCAUCGACGGGGAUUUCGGUAUCAACGCAGAAAUCAGUUACGAGAUUAUCGCUUCGGAAGGCGAGGAGGAUUAUUUCGAGGUAAAUUCAAAAACUGGAGAGAUUACGAUUAACCCCAUCGAUCGGGAUACCCUCGCUAAAGAAGUUUUCAGGUUUCUGAUUGUCGCUUAUGAAACUCUCGACACAUCCGAAAGAAUCAACUCCACAGUCGUUAUAAUCGUUGAGGACACAAACGACCAUAAACCCGAAAUCUCCCCGGACGAACUGUCCAUCGAAAUUGCGGAGGAAACUUUUGUCACCUUAGAAUUCAAUCGUUCGAUCGCAAUAACCGAUCCAGAUCUCGCCGAAAAUGCUCAAUUCACUGUGGAGUUGACGGACGAUUCGGAAUUCGAUUGGAGUUCGGCUUUCUUAGUGAUACCAAACAGCGGUUACCAGUUAGGCACGUUUAUCAUAACUGUGAUAAACGCCAGCCUUUUAGACUACGAAGACGCAAACUGGAGGAAUAUGAAGAUUCAGAUGAUCGCGACGGAGGUAGCGAACAAUUCGCACAUUGGAACUCGAGAUAUCACCAUUAAUUUGGUGAAUCGGAACGAUGAAAUGCCGAUAUUCGAGAGCCCGCUCGUCACAGUUGCAAUACCCGAAGACGUCCCGAAGGACGAGUACAUCGCCACAAUGCUGGCGACCGAUCGGGACAUCGAUGACGAAGUAAAACACGCACUGGUAUCGCAAAGAACAUUGACAAUGAAUGCCGAUACCGGAGUUAUUAGAACCGCUCAAGAUGGAGCAUUGGACUAUGAAACCAUCCCCAUCGUGGUGGUCCAGAUCACAGCCACUGACCAUGCGAAUCAUGUAACUUACGCGACACUAAUGAUAAAUGUCAUUGACGUUAAUGACGUGCCACCUAUGCUCUCCAUGCCGAGAUUUCAACCACGCAUUGACGAAGAAGGAGAUAUUGGAGAAGAGAUCAACGCGACGAUUUCGGCGACUGACGUUGACACAGCAUCCGAAAUCGUUUUUAGCAUUGAUUGGGAUAGCUCGUACGCCUAUAAGAGCGGUGUUACCGUAGAUGAAGAAGCGUAUCGUGGGCACUUGGAAAUCCUGACGACUUACCCCGAAGGGCAUACUCGUUACGCCGAGGGAAAGUUGGUUGUCGCUGGUAGAUUAGACUACGAGCAGUUCGAUGAUUUAUACCUAUCGAUCGUCGUGACGGACACGAAGACGGUGCACAAUGAUAAUUCCACUUCUGCCCUACUAACUCUCGUCAUCCUUGACAUUAAUGACAAUAAACCAAUUUUUGAGCAGUACACUGCUAUGAGUGUCACUGAGAAUCAGAUUAGCGAUACUUUGAUCGGGAACGUGCUUGCACUGGAUGCUGACGGUCCAGGAAAUAACGUUGUUACGUACACCAUAGCACCGAGAAAUGGAACCGCGAGUGGUUUGGUAAAAAUAAACUCUUUGACCGGGGUAAUAACGGUAGACUCCGACAAAGCAAUCGACGCUGAAGUCUACGAGUUCUUAUACUACACCGUCGAUGCUUCGGACGGCGUACACAAUACCUAUUUGGAGCUCGAAAUUUUCGUGAUAGAUCAAAACGAUGUUGUACCGAAUUUGUUGUCGGACGAGUACGACACCACCUUGUACCUCAGAGAAAAAUCGCCAAGUGGAACUUGGAUUGUGACAGUGAAAGCUGAAGAUAAUGACAGAACGUCACCCUUCAACAACGUCUCCUAUCUGUUGAAUUCAGACUAUGGUCAGCUCUUCUCGUACUUUAGCAUGGGAAAAUAUAGCGGAGAUUUGGAGAUCUCACUGUCAGAUGGAUACAUUUUGGACAGAGAUUACGGUACGCCUGUAUUCACGGUGUAUUUGACACUCAGAGACAAUUUCCUGGAUGACGGGGUUACCUGGAAUACGAAUUCCAUCACGGCGAGCGUCACCGUUAUCCUUACAGAUAUCAACGACCAGAUCCCAGAACUCCCGGAACUUUCUGAUCCCGCAGCAACCGUUUCCGAAAGCACAAUUAUGGAUACCUUGGUCCUAACGGUCACCGCUGUGGACCACGAUCAACCAGGCACAAAUAACACGAGAGUAUUUUACGAAAUACGCAGUGUCACGCGGACAGACAAAACGGCGGUCUUCAACGACGAUUGCCCGAUUCCUUUCAAAGUUGAAACCCAGGAUGAUUCUGAUGCGUUAAUAUAUGCCAACUGUGACCUGAAAGGAUACUACGGUACCUGGGCUAUCGAAUUAUACGCGCAAGAUUUGGGAACAGAUCCUUCGUCGCAAAACGAUACAAGAAUUUACAACAUAUUCGUCGAGGAUUACAACUACUAUAAUCCAGUAAUUACUUACCCAGUCAAUGGACGAAGCAUUCGGUUGAGUCGAAAUCAAACCCUGAAUUCGCAGCUCUUUACUCACGAUCAUAGUCGCCUGAAUGAUUUCACGGCCACAGACGGAGAUAGUGGUCCCAGUGGAACGGUUACUUUCGAACUCAUCGGAUCUGAAACUGCACUCGAAUAUUUCACGCUCAUCGCAACGGGCACCGGAACUGCUCAGCUUCAGCUUAUCAGACUGCCAUCGAACUGGGACGAAUACACUUUCGAUAUUGAAAUAUUCGUCACCGAUCAUGGCAUGCCGAAUAGAACAACGACGCAGAGGAAUACCGUCUUCUUCAUCUCGACGAAUGGUCCUGAAUUUUCCGAGAACCAGUGGACCGCUUGGUUCUCCGAAACUUCUAUCGGACUCCAAACAUCUGUAAUUAUACCUGAAGCGUCAGACAUGGUGAACGUUGACGUUGACGAGGCUGACAAAGUUAAGAUUUACUACUUCUUUACCAGCGAAGAAGGUGACAUGUCCUAUUUCACCCUUGACAAGGAGACGCGAGAACUCACUUUGAUCAAAGAAUUAGAUAGAGAGGCGCAAGAACUGCUGACACUUUACGUCGUCGCUACGACGAACAGUGAGACGAUUCCGGAAAAUCCAAGAGAAAAGGCUACCCUCGCUAUAACUAUCAUAGUUGUCGACGUAAACGAUAAUCCACCAUCUUUCGAGAGCACUACGUACUUCGGUGGAAUCACUCCCGAAGACGUACUUUCUAGAGUGAUACUAACAGUUGUUGCGACGGAUGCAGACUUUAACGAGACCUUGAGCUACACAAUCGAAGAGGGGUCGAUGAACUAUACAGACUCUUCGCUGUCUUCGAUCUCCACACCGUUCGAAAUGGAUCGUGGAACGGGGGACUUACUGCUUCGGUUCAAUCCGCUCUCCACAAUGACCGGAUACUUUGACUUCACUGUCCUAGUGCACGACGCGGUCAAUCACUCGGACUCAACAAACGUGAAGGUCUACAUCGUAGCGCAAAGCAAUCGAGUCGCCUUUACCUUUCGAAAUACUAUUACCGAAGUCUCCAGUCAAACGGCAUUUGUCAUUUCAUCGUUCACUGAAGCUUUUGGGUAUAUUUGCAACAUCGACUACGUGACCAGGUCUCUUGCGGAGGACGAAAUCACCAGUCUUGAUAACGAAACGAUCGUGACCACUCAUUUCAUCGAUCAGUCAACCAACCUGCCGAUUAAUUCGGACGUCAUCGUACUGGCAUCAAACAACGUGCAGACCAUCACUAAUCUCAAGGUCACGCUACUCACGAGAUCCCUGAACUUGAUCGACGUGCCUUCCGAUACGUCGCAGACGGUUUCUAACAUUCAAGAAAUCAUUCAGUCGGUUCUCAUCGCACUUUGUGUUCUUUUGCUUGUUUGCUGCAUCGCUCUUGCCACUGCUUAUGUAAUUAAAACUAGACGACUGACCGCCCGGCUCGAUAAAUUGGCAGUAACUAAAUUCGGAUCUCAAAGCUCAGGGUUGAAUCGAAUCGGCGUAGUUCCAACGAGCAAUAAAUUUGCCAUCGAAGGAUCCAACCCCAUGUGGAAUACCGACGAAAAAAUUUACGACGAAACGAUCAGUCAGGGCAGCUACGAUUCGGACUUGAUCGGAAUAGAAAAUCAUCCUAAUUUCUCUUACAGCUAUGACGCCGGUGACGAGGAUUUACCUCAAGAGCGACGGGGAAGUUUAAACCCCGUGAUGGCGAAUCAACUGGAAGCAAGACGAGACAGUCGCAAUCCAAUGGCUCUUCCAAAGCAAAAGAAAGAAGUGCCAACAACGGAUCUGUAAAAGUAAAAUGACCGUGAAUAUUCAAUGUAUAACAACGUUUUGUCAUUCAAUGCGCCCAUUUAAUACAUAGUCUAAUUUCGUAUAAAACAGAAAAGAACUACGAGCCGGGCUGCCUACGAAACUUCCUGAGUUUAUUAUACCGUUCGAUUUCUCGUUUACAAAAAUGAAAAGUAGCACAAAAUAAAUGAGUGUUCAAAAAUCUGUAGUGAAUAAAAAUUUUGUGAUUUAUAAUGUAUUGAUGGAUUGUAAAUAUUAUAUAUUAUUUUCAUAAUAAAAUGAAUAACUUAUA